Molecule: messenger RNA, 1164 nt
Organism: Zingiber officinale
Lineage: Eukaryota; Viridiplantae; Streptophyta; Magnoliopsida; Zingiberales; Zingiberaceae
Product: protein transport protein sec31-like
Exons: 2
Coding region: 1-1164 (387 amino acids)
Source: RefSeq, a predicted model, not a curated record
AUGGCCUCCCCCUCCUUUCUUCCUUCGUUGGCGGCGAUACACUACCCUGGCUCAUCCACCUUCGAUGAGUUGGACCGAGAUGACUUACGCUACACCUACGGAGUGGAGGAUAACGUGCAAGUGAUUAUCCCCACUGGAAUACAUCAAUACUUCAAUCCCCCUGCUAGCUCUAGCACAUUCUUUAAAGAACAAUUUGUAGCGGGCCUUCGUCUUCCUAUCCACACUUUCUUCUCCGAAGUAUACCGCUACUUUCGAAUUCCCCUGGGGCAAUUAACACCCAACUCCAUCAAGAUCCUCUAUGGCUUUGUAGUAUUAUGCGAUGUGUCUGAAGUCUUAACCCAUGCUUCAGAGGUUCAGCCCCUUCCUAUAAGCGAUAUGGAAAUAAUGAGGCGUGGCCGAGUUAUCCUCCAGAGGAGAGCCCUUCCCCACUCGUCUUCAACUUCAAUCGGCAAGGCUUCCCGGGCCCAUCCUCCGCCCCGACCUACUCGGCAAGGGUCUUCUGGUAUCCGCCCUGCUUCCUUGGCUCACCCCACUCGCCCACGCAUGUCACGUCUCCCUCGGCCGACUGCCCCUACUCGCCCCCGGGCUGCUCGUCCACCUCGGCCGGCCACCCCUGCUCGCCCUCGGGCUGCUCGUCCACCUCGGCCUACUGCUUCGACACCCCUCCAACCGGUUAGUUCCCCCAGAGCCACUUAUAUCCCUGAUCUGGGUCUUGGUGAAAGACGUAUGGGCUUUGGUGGAGGAACAGGCAACGUUUCCUUCGUCGGCCCAGCUUCCAGAGAGGCUUCCCAAGCUGUCCGCCGGGCCCGCGUCACAAAUGAACGCCUGAGCCAGGAUGCCCCUUCUCCCUCUAGACACAGGGCUCGGUCGCCCUCCGAUGAUUCUGACUCGGAUGACCAGCCGCUGGCUCAGAGACGUCGGCGCCAAGCCCCUCGUCCGGUGUCCGACUCAGGCCCGUCGUCUGUCCCUUCUCCUCCUCCAAAUGCAGCUGCCUCUCCUCCACCUCCCCAUGUGACUCCACCUCCAAUCCCGAGCCCUGUAAAUGAUCCCCCUAUUUCAUCUGAUACCAGUUCGAACCCCCGUUGGCUCAACCUUCCACAUCGCAGCAAACUCAGGGCGAUGAAGCUGGCCCCUCAGAACGCCCUUCAACUAUCCCGCCUGUAG